Messenger RNA from Orbicella faveolata, 1524 nucleotides. Its product is annotated as cytochrome P450 10-like. The record is from RefSeq and is a predicted model, not a curated record. Gene Ontology annotation, molecular function: oxidoreductase activity, acting on paired donors, with incorporation or reduction of molecular oxygen; iron ion binding; heme binding. NCBI's taxonomy places the organism in Eukaryota, Metazoa, Cnidaria, Anthozoa, Scleractinia, Merulinidae.
GUUGGGAUCUUUCUCUUCCUUUUUCUUUUAAUUUUAUUAAUUUUAGUUCCCUGUAUUCACGCGUAGCUCUUAUGCCCAAAACCUGAUCAUGGUAUCCUGAAAACUUGAAUGCCACGUUUCUUAUUACACGUAUUACACGUACAUGUAAUUUCCGCGUUUCGCUGUGAUAUUCGCUUAUCACCAGCUCUCCUCGGUUAACUUCCUGUUUUGACCAGAAGACUAGAACUGUCCCUGAACGAACUGAUCGUCAUGACUUUUAAGUUUGGUAUCCGUACAUCUCUCGCCUUUCAAGGUCUCCAGAGAUAUAAACAGCCUUUAAAGUUCGGUCAUCAGAGUUCAAUUCGCUUACAGCAAACGCAAGCCGUGGAAAAUGCGGAGGUGAAACCAUACAACGAAAUCCCAGGUCCGAAGGGAUUGCCUUUCGUUGGAACGCUAUUCGACUACGUCCGUGAUAAAGGUCACACAAAAAUACAUCAGAUUCAACAAGAUCGAGUUCAGCAGUAUGGGGAGAUUUAUCGAGAGAAAAUCGUGGAUUAUGACACGGUUACAAUCUCUAAUCCGGACGACAUAGAAUAUUUGUUUCGUAACGAAGGAAAAUAUCCACAACGGGAACCAAUGUUUCCACUUUGGACGAAGUACAAGGAAGACCAAAAGCAAGUUCACGGGGUGUCCAGCUUGCAAGGAGAAGAGUGGUACAAGGUGCGCCGCAUCUUGAACAUGAAAAUGUUGAAACCCGAAGUUGUUGGUGAAUAUUCACAGCAAUUGAAUGAGGUCACAACUGAUAUGUUAUCCCAGAUGAAGACAACUCGAGAUGAUAAUGGCAUAGUUCCCAAUAUUCAACAGGAGCUAUUCAAAUGGUCUUUAGAAUCGGUUGGUACAGUCCUGUUUGAAAAAAGAUUUGGGUCCUUUACUAAGUCACCCUCAGUGGAAGGAGCGAGAUUUAUUGCUGCUGUUGAAAAGUUGUCUCGUGAAAUCCUAAAGGUUUUCGUCACUCCUGUUUGGAUUGACAAGUUUUACCGGUUCAAGGCAGUUCAAGUGUUCUAUGAUUGUAUGGAUGUCAUGUACAACUUUGGCGACAUGUGUAUUGAAGAGAGGUUGAAUGAAAUUCGAGACAAGCUGGGAAAUGGAGACUUUAACGACGAAGAUGCCGCGGAUUUCUUAACAUUUCUGAUCAGCAGAGAUGACAUAAGCUCUAAAGAAAUUUCGGCAAAUUUGGUGGAAAUAUUGAUAGCAGCUGUGGAGACGACUUCAAACACGACUCUGUGGACGCUGUACUCGCUUGCAAGGAAUCCGGACGUGCAAAAACAGCUUUAUGAGGAGGUAAACUCGGUUCUGCAACCUGACGAACUUGCCACUGCUGCCACGUUACAGAAAAUGCCGUUUCUUAGGGGAUGCAUCAAGGAGACUCUAAGGAUGUUUCCUGUGGCCUGGGAAAACGCUCGCAUUCUUAAAGAAGACAUUGUCAUUCAAGGCUACCGGAUACCGCCAAAUACAAUGAUACGUACCCCAAUUUAUGUCAUGGNA